UCGCUCUUUCCUCUCAUGUCUAAACAUUUAUAGUGCAAUACAUUUUUAACAAGUUAUGGACAUCUAUUCCUAUCAUCACUUCAUAUUCAUGCGCCUGCUUUUCCCUUUGAUCCCUUGCCUCCUUCUCUUCUUACUCCCUCUCUCUUUGUCUUAUAAUCUGCUUCCACUUUGCCAUCAACAAGAGAGAGUAGCUCUGAUGCAAUUCAAGGAUAGUUUUAUCAUACAAAACAAUUCUUAUUGCGAAUACAGUACUACGGAGGUUGCAUCAUGGAAAAUAGAUGGAAACAAUACCAAUUGUUGUGCUUGGGAUGGGGUUGAAUGCAACCAAGACACGGGUCAUGUCAUCGCCCUCAACCUUUGGUUCAGUUGUCUCUAUGGUUCUAUCACCUCCAACAGUAGUCUCUUCCUCCUUCUUUAUCUUCAAAACCUUACUCUUGCUAAUAAUGACUUCAAUCACUCCCAAAUCCCAUCUAAGAUUGGUAAUCUUUCGAGCCUAACAUAUCUGGACCUCUCCGACUCCCAGUUUUCAGGACAAAUCCCCUCUGAAAUUCAAUACCUAUCCAAGUUGUCUUAUCUUCGGCUGCAUUCUUCUUUUGAUGAUUUAUAUACCGAAAGUCUGACAAGUUUAGUGCAAAAUUUAACCAACCUUAAAUCGCUUUUUUUUUAUGGUAUCAACAUAUCCUCCACUGUACCUGAAAGCCUGGCAAAUUUAUCUUCUUUACAGAUUCUAUCUCUGAUUGACUGCGGACUGUAUGGGCAAUUCCCAAGCAGAAUAUUUCACUUACCACACCUACAGGGCCUAUAUCUUUUAGCCAACGAAGAUCUCACAGGUCAUUUGCCCGAAUUUCACACAAACUCUCCUCUCAAGUAUUUAAUACUUGAUGACACAAAUUUCUCUGGUAAUCUACCUGCUUCAAUUGGAAACCUUAAUUCCUUAACUUACUUCUACAUUCAGAAUUGUAAUUUUUCAGGAACCAUCCCAAAUUCAUUUAGUAACCUCACCCAACUCACUUCCCUAGGCCUUCGGAAUAACAUGAUACAUGGAUCGCUCCCAAUUCCACCACCAUCCCUAGGGAUUUAUUUAGUCAGCAAUAAUUCAUUCACCGGAAGGAUUUCACCAUUUAUUUGUAAUAUGAGUUCACCUGAAGUGCUUGAUUUGUCCCAUAACUAUUUGAGUGGCUUGAUUCAUCCAUGUAUGGGCAACUUGAGUCAAUCUUUGACAACGCUAGUACUACGAAGCAACAACUUAGGCAACACCAUUCCAAAAACAUGGCCAAAAGGAUGCAGCUUAAAGAUGAUUGACUUAAGUCAAAACCAGUUACAGGGUCAUUUGCCAAGAUCUUUGGCCAACUGUACUGAGCUAGAGUAUCUUCGUGUUAGCAGCAAUCAAUUCAGUGAUACCUCUCCCUUUUGGUUGGGAACUCUUCAACACUUGAAAAUUCUUGAUCUCCAUUCUAAUGGCUUCUACGGUGCAAUAAGGAGUCCGGAAACAAAUUACACAUUCCCCAAUUUGUGUAUCAUUGACCUCUCUCACAACCAUUUUUCUGGAAAUCUGCCUGCGGGAUACUUUGCACAAUGGGAUGCCAUGAAAUCCAUUGGUGCAAAGGGUUUACAUUACAUGCAGGGUUACUGGGACUACUAUUCAAUUAUAAUAACAAUAAAAGGUGUGGAGUUGGAGUAUAAGAAGAUCCAAGAUGACCUCAGAGUCAUAGAUUUCUCAUGCAAUAGAUUUGAAGGAGAUAUUCCUGAAAUACUGGGGAAUCUAGAAGGACUUCAUGCCCUAAACCUUUCCAAUAAUGAUUUCACUAGUCAUAUCCCAUCAUCCUUUGCGAACUUGACACAGCUAGAAUCAUUAGACCUUUCUCGAAACAAGUUGUUCAGAAAGAUACCUCCUGAAUUAGUCCAACUCCAUUUCCUUUCAAAAUUUAGUGUGUCACAUAAUUGCCUCACUGGACCUAUACCACAGCGGCAACAGUUUGGAACAUUUCCAAAUACUUCAUUCGAAGAUAAUCGAGGACUGUGUGGAUGGCCACUGUCCAAACUCUGUGGAGAUUCAGACAUUUCAACACCUCCACCUUCAACCUUUGAAGAGAAUCAGGGUCCAAAAUUGUUCUUUGAAUUUGGUUGGAAAGUAGUUGUGAUGGGAUAUGGAUGUGGAUUCGUAUUUGGAGUUGUUAUCGGGCACAUUGUGACAACCAGAAAGCAAGAUUGGCUCAUCAGGAUUUUUGGCAAGAAGCAACACCAAACUCGAAUAAGCCGGGUGAAUCGUCGGGUGAAUCGUAGGAAGUAGUAAAUGAAACAUAGUCACGUAAUAUGUUUUCAAAUGUAUCAUUUAUGCUUUCUAGCAUUAUUGUAUCUUAUUGAAUGGAAUUGGCGGUCAAUCUACACAAAGCUCAACAUUGUUACA
Molecule: messenger RNA, 2407 nt
Organism: Juglans regia (Persian walnut)
Lineage: Eukaryota; Viridiplantae; Streptophyta; Magnoliopsida; Fagales; Juglandaceae
Product: receptor-like protein 43
Exons: 2
Coding region: 56-2290 (744 amino acids)
Molecular function (GO): protein binding
Source: RefSeq, a predicted model, not a curated record